AUGAGGGACACGGAUCCCCAGCCCGGCCGCCACGGCAGCGCCCCACGUUGCCGCCGGCCCCGGUACCCGGCACAGCAAAUCCCCCAGUUCGGCCCGUGCGCCCCACUCAAGAGGCGCCCAGGGGCUGCCUCCUCCCUGGCUCCAGGUGCUGGCAAUGCCCAGGGCGAGCAGGCUGCCCCAAGGUCCCCAUCCCCGCGGCAGCUCGUUGCACCCCAGGGCCUCUCCCACAUAAGGAGGCGCCCAGGGGCUGCCUCCUCCCUGGCUCCAGGUGCUGGCAAUGCCCAGGGCGAGCAGGUUUCCUUGGCGUUCGGCGCGGAGCGGGAGAACAGCCCCGACAGGCUGGAGUCAGCCAGGCCUCCAGGAACCGCGCUGCCGGGUAAAAAUAACCGGGAGAGCCGAGCCGUUGGGAAGGGCUGCCGCAUCCUGCUGGGCUCCUGCUCCCGGGAUAUCGGGGUCUGUGCCCGUGCCCAGGUCAAUGGGAGCCUCCAGGUGCUGCAGUCCCCGGAGAAGGUGUCGGUGUCCAUGGGGAAGACGCUCACGCUGAACUGCACCGUGCUCGGAAGCAGGGUCGCAGGACCCGUGAAGUGGCUGAAGGACUCAGGAGGAAAGAGAGAGAUUGUUUAUGAAUUAAAAGGCUCCUGGCCCCGUGUGACCAGGGUGGUGAAUAACUCCGAAACAAAUUACGACAUCAACAUCAGUAACAUGCAAGUUGAGGAUGCUGGGACCUAUUACUGCGUGAAGUUUAAGAAAAGAGACCAUCAGGACGAGGUGCUUUUGUCGGGAAAGGGCACGAAGGUGCUUGUGAAUGGUGAGUGGAGCCUUCAGCCCCGUCCCCCCGGCCUGGCCGUGCACCCUGUUCCCCGGGGCUGCGGGGCAGAGCGCCGGCCCCACGGGCAAACGCCUCUCCCCACAGCCAGCCCCGUGGACGUGGCCGUGUCGGGGCCGACGCAGCGCGUGGAGUCGGGCAGCUCGGCGACCUUCACGUGCACGGCCAGAGGCUUCUUCCCCGAGGACAUCCAGGUGCAGUGGUUCAAGGACGAGCACUCGCUGUCGGCACCACCGGUGCUGGUCAUCCCGGAGCGGCCGGGCUCCUCCUUCGCCAUGAGCAGCGCGGUGCAGGGGCGGCUGGCGCCCGCCGACGUGCGCGCCCGGCUCAGCUGCGAGGUCGCGCACUCCACGCUGAGAUACUUGACUUUCAUAUACAUCGCAGUUGGAGUGAUCUGUACUGUGCUGGCGCUGCUGGUGGUUGCUGUUCUCUACCUCAUCCGGGUGAAGCAGAGUAAAGGUAAAAGCUCCCCAUCUGUUAGGUUGCAUGAGCCAGAGAAGAGCAGUGGGACGGCUAACCAGGAGUCGGAUACCAACAACCUGACCUAUGCGGACCUGAACUUUGAAAAGGAGAAGAAGAGCAUCCGGCGGAUCAUCGAGAUGAGCCAGCAGUCCGAGUACGCCUGCAUCCAGACGAGCCAGGCCCCUGCCACCGAGGACAACCUCACCUAUGCGGACCUGGACAUGGUCCAUCUCAGCAAGGCGCCCAAGAGGCCGGCCCCGCGCCCCGAGGAAGCCGGCUCCGAGUACGCCAGUGUCCAGAUCCAGAAGAAGUGAGCGGGGCUGGAGCUGGCCAGGGCUC
This is a messenger RNA of Tinamus guttatus (white-throated tinamou), 1627 nucleotides long. NCBI's taxonomy places the organism in Eukaryota, Metazoa, Chordata, Aves, Tinamiformes, Tinamidae. The record is from RefSeq and is a predicted model, not a curated record.